AUCUAAAAUAACCAUCAUUUUCGUUUGCUCUAGAAAUAUCAUCAAACACGCGGUGCUCCCUAAUCCUCUCUCUCUCAGCAAAAAAGCAUAAUGUUACUUCUCUCACUUGCUCACUCCUUUCCUCUCUCAGAGGCUCCCGAUAGAUUCCCUUCUCAACACUCAAAGAUUCCAUCCUCAAGAACAAAAUCUCCAUCUGGGUUCUUAAGAUUCCCUAGUGAGAGAAGAUUCCAUGCAAAAUCUGCGAGGACUGAGGAUGAUUCUAUCCAAAACCCACCAAUUUCUCCAGGCACUGGGAGCCCAGCAGCGAGCAGCUUCCUCUCCGUUCUCUGCCCUCUCCUCAAGUUCUUUGGUGGAGGAGAUCCUUCACAAGAAAGGAAUGAUCUCUUAGAGGUGGCAACAUCAUCUUUAUCUAGUCUGGCAAGGCUUCCAUGGGGAUCGAGAACCUCAAUUAGCACCACACAGAGCAUAGAUUCUACUGCAAAUCCACCAAAGUUGCAACUUUACGAAUUUGAGGCAUGCCCUUUUUGUCGAAGAGUGCGGGAAGCUAUGACCGAGCUGGAUCUUUCUGCAGAGGUCUAUCCAUGUCCAAAAGGAUCAGUAAGACACAGAGAAAUCGUUCGUAAAAUUGGCGGUCAGCAGCAGUUUCCCUUUCUCGUUGACUUAAACACUGGUGUUUCGUUGUAUGAAAGUGGUGAUAUAGUAAAAUAUUUAUUCCAACAAUAUGGUCAAGGAAGAAACGCUUCGUUUGGGCUAUUGGAAAGCACAGUUUUGACAGGAUGGGUGCCUACUCUACUUCGAGCAGGAAGAGGGAUGACAACAUGGGAAAGAGCAAAACCUGAUGCACCAACAAAGUUACUGGAGCUUUUUUCAUAUGAAAACAAUGCGUAUGCAAGAAUUGUUCGUGAAGCACUCUGUGAACUAGAACUGCCCUACAUUCUCCAUAAUGUGGGAGAAGGGUCAUCGAAGUAUGAGUUGCUCGUCAAAGAAUCUAGUUCCAAGGAGAUACCUUAUUUAGUCGAUCCGAAUACUGGGGUAAAGAUGGGUGACUACAAGAAGAUCUUGUCCUAUUUAUUUCAGACAUACUCUAAAGAGAGCUAGUUUCUUAUUUAUUUUGUAUGUUACAUCCAGUCACCUAUGCAGGUGUAAGUUUUUUAAUUUUGGAAAACAAAUAUCACAAUAACAUUUUAAAGAGUUGUAUCUUACUGACAGCAAGAAAGGGUAACAAUUUUUUAAAUGAAAAUUCCAUUCUGUUUUGAGUUA
Molecule: messenger RNA, 1260 nt
Organism: Asparagus officinalis (garden asparagus)
Lineage: Eukaryota; Viridiplantae; Streptophyta; Magnoliopsida; Asparagales; Asparagaceae
Exons: 10
Coding region: 91-1098 (335 amino acids)
Cellular component (GO): chloroplast
Source: RefSeq, a predicted model, not a curated record